AUGGCUAAAACAAUCGCAUAUUCUUCCUUCUUAAGGAUGAACAAUGAAGGAAAUCCCAAAAGAAAAAGAGAACAUGUUUUAGCUGCAUGUGGGGAUAGUAGUAAACAUGAGACAAUGAAAAAGGGCAAGAUGCUGAAAAAGAAGCUGACAAGAGUUGACGAUGAAGGUCAAAGCAAAAUGGCAACCAAGAAGAUAACAAACAUGAAAGACCGUGAGGAUCAAAUCAAUAUGCCAACAAAGAACUGCAAUGAAGAAAAUCAUCUAGUCAAGAUGAAAGCCAAUGACUUUGAGGGUCAAAGUGGGAAGAAGCUAUCUAGGAAGAAGGUGCCAAUGAAGAAAUCAAAGGUGGAAGAUGAUAAAACCAAGAUGAAUACCAAUGACGCUAAUGGUCAAAGCAAGAAGCCAACCAAUAAGAAGAUGUUGAUGAAGAAAUCGAAUGAAAAAGAUGCCAACGAAGAAGAACAUAAGAUUGAGUCUUUUAUCCCAGCUAUGACUUUGGAUGAAUUCUUCAAAAAAUAUGGGAUAUCAUUGGACGAAAACGAUGAAGAAUAUGAAUAUGAUAAUGAUGAUCACAAUCCAAGUGUUGGGGAUAGUAGUGACAGUCAACACGGUACUAAAAGGAAAAAAGCUCGUGGUCCCACCCAACUCAAGCAUAUUGAUGCUAUGGAGACACAGAUAGAGUUAACACGUUGGCAAGCUGUGUCAAGUGAGACUAAAACUUCAAUGUUGGAUUAUGCAAAGUCCAAAUAUAACAUCCCUAGUGAUGCUGAGCCUUGGGUGAUAGAUACCAUCGGAGAAGCAUGGAAGCAAUUUAAGAAACGCAUAAAAAAAUGUCACUAUACACCAUACAGCUCAUUCAGAGAGAUGAUGAAAAAUCGUCCAAUGACUAUACCUGAACUGCAUUUUCGAAAAUUAGUUCAAUUUUGGAGGCUUGAUAUCAGCAAAGUUAUUUCUGACAUAAAUCGUGAAAACAGAUCCAAGCAAAAAUGGAAUCAUCGAAUGGGUCCAGUUAGUUUUGAGUUAGUACGGGCUGAAUUGCGUGCAAAGAAAGAGGACAACGAAGAUCCAUCGCAAGCUGAGAUGUUUGUUGUAACUCGUACAAACAAAAAAGGAGAGACUGAUUCAGGAACACAAGAGACGAUUGUGAGUUGUCUAGUUUCUUAG
This is a messenger RNA of Arachis duranensis, 1164 nucleotides long. RefSeq lists its product as uncharacterized. NCBI's taxonomy places the organism in Eukaryota, Viridiplantae, Streptophyta, Magnoliopsida, Fabales, Fabaceae. The transcript is spliced from 8 exons. Bases 1 to 1164 code for a protein of 387 amino acids. The record is from RefSeq and is a predicted model, not a curated record.